CAUCACCUCUGCAGCAACUCUUACGAAGUAUAUAGUAGUAUUUUACUCUGAGUUCAGUGUCAAUAGCUCAAAAAAAUGAAGGAUUUUACAGUUUUGCUUUUUUUUUUGGUUGAAGUAGUACAAAAUGUCAAAAAUUAGAAGGAAGGUCACAGUGGAAAAUACCAAGACCAUAUCCGAUAGCACAUCCCGAAGACCCAGUGUGUUUGAAAGGCUUGGACCCAGCACAGGAAGUACUGCAGAGACACAGUGCCGUAACUGGCUGAAGACUGGCAACUGCCUCUAUGGGAACACAUGUAGAUUCGUACAUGGCCCUUCACCACGAGGUAAAGGCUAUAGCAGCAGUUAUAGAAGGUCGCCAGAAAGGCCAACAGGGGAUCUUCGAGAAAGAAUGAAGAACAAACGUCAGGACGUUGAGGCUGAGCCACAGAAACGAAAUACAGAGGAAUCCUCCUCUCCUGUUAGGAAAGAGUCUUCACGAGGAAGACAUAGAGAAAAGGAAGAUAUCAAAAUUACAAAAGAAAGGACACCAGAAAGUGAAGAGGAAAAUGGGGAUUGGGAAGCAAAUAGAGAAGACUCUGAUAAUGGAGAUGUUAAUUAUGACUAUGACCAUGAGCUGUCUUUGGAAAUGAAGCGCCAAAAGAUUCAGAGAGAACUCAUGAAGUUGGAGCAGGAAAACAUGGAGAAACGAGAGGAAAUAGUAAUUAAAAAAGAGAUUUCUCCAGAGGUGGUUAGAUCUAAACUAUCACCGUCUCCAUCACCGAGAAAGUCUAGCAAAUCUCCAAAACGAAGAUCCAGUCCCAAAUCUUCCUCCUCAGCUAGUAAGAAAGAGAAGAAAGCAUCUGCUGUAUCUUCACCACUUUUGGAUCAACAAAGGAGUUCUAAAAGUAACCAGAGUAAAAAGAAAGGUCCUCGUACCCCUAGUCCUCCUCCUCCAGUACAAGAGGAAACUCCCCUAGGAAAAAAGCACAAGGAGAAACAUAAAGCAAAAGAACGUUCAGAAGAAAAAACGAGGGAGGUGAAAGAGAGAGGGCGCGACUUUGAGAGACACAAGGAGAAAAAAGAGAAGCAGAGGGAUCCUUCGGAGGGCUCGCACAGGCAGAAGCGCUCCCCGAGCCCCGCCGAUCAUUCCGGCAGCAAUUCCUCUCCUUCCCGGGAGUACUCGCCACCGGCUGCGAGGCGAAGGCAGGCGUCCCGGGCUCCAGCCAAGGCAGCCACGCACAAGCAGAGCUUCUCACCCUCUCGCAGGUCUGCGUCACCAUCAGGUCAACAUCAUUCUCCCCUCUCCUCCAGACAUCACUCCUCCUCGUCGCAGUCGGGCUCCUCCGUGCAGAGACACUCUCCGUCCCCGCACCGCAAGAGGAGCCCCUCUCCCUCGUACCCAAGGGCAGCGUCCCCGCCGGCGAGGCGCUCGGCCUCUCCCUACCCGCCGCGCUCCUCCUCCUCCCCGCAGAGGAAGCGGAGCCCGUCGAGACACCGCUCUCCCGGGCGGGAGAAGGGACGGCACGAGCGCACCUCGCAGCCCCACGACAGGCGCCACGACAGGAGGGAUGAGACUAGAGGGAAAAGGGAGAAAGAAAGAGAAACAAGAGAUGAUCGUGAUUAUGACCAGGAGCAGAGCACCUCCAGGGACCACAGAGAUGACAGAGAAUCUCGUGAUGGGAGAGAUCGGAGGGAGACGAGAGAUAACAGAGAUCGGAGGGAGCCACGGGAAUCCAGAGAUACUCGAGACUCCAGAGAUACGAGGGAUUAUAGCAGAGAUAACAAAGACAGUCGUGAUCAGAGAGACUCGCGUUCGACACGAGAUUCACAUGACUACAGGGACAGAGAGAGUCGUGAUGCCCACAAAAAGGAUGACCAGUAUCAGGAAGACUCGCGCAGCUACGGAAGAUCCCAUGGCAGAGAAGAGAGCUCUCGUGCUGACACAAGAAAUGACUCCAGAAGUGACUCUAGAAACGAAAGCAGAAGUGAUCGAACUGGCAGAAGUCGAGGCAGAGGUCCAGAAUUAUCUGAAAAGGGAAGUCGUGGGACUAGAGGAUCCCAAGUUGAUGGGCACAGUAGUAGUGGAAACUACCAUGACAGUUGGGAAUCACGGAGUAGCUACCCUGACCGGGACCGCUACGAUAGCAGAGAGCAAGCAAGGGAUUCCUCCUUUGAAAGAAGGCAUGGAGAACGGGACAGGCGUGACAACAGAGAAAGAGAUCAGAGAGCAAGCUCCCCAGUGCGACACCAGGGAAGAAGUGAUGACCUUGAGCGUGAUGAAAGGAGGGAUGACCGAAGGGUAGAUCGGACUGACGACAGAAGAGAUGAAAGGGCCAGGGAGAGAGAGCGAGAACGGGAGAGAGAUCGAGAGAGGGAACGAGAAAGAGAUCGGGAAAGAGAAAGGGAGAAGGAAAGAGAGUUGGAACGAGAUCGUGCUCGGGAAAGAGAGAGGGAGAGAGAGCGGGACAAGGAUAGGGAACGGGACCGAGACAGAGACAGGGACCAUGACAGGGAAAGGGAACGAGAGAGAGAGAGAGAAAAAGAACGAGAGCGAGAGAGGGAGGAGCGAGAGAGGGAGCGAGAGCGAGAAAGAGAUCGAGAACGGGAACGAGAAAGGGAGAGGGGUCGGGACAGGGAUAAAGAAAGAGACCGUCAGAGAGACUGGGAUGACAAAGAGAAAGGAAGGGAAGACCGCAGGGAUAAGAGGGAGGAUCUCCGAGAAGAAAGAAGUACGAGAGAUGUCCAUGAGGAAAGAAAAUCCAAGAAACGGCACAGAAAUGAAAGUAGUCCAAGUCCUCGUCAUCCUCGUCAGUCACCCAAGCGUCGCCGUGAGCACUCCCCUGAUAGUGAUGCUUACAACAGUGGAGAUGAUAAAAAUGAAAAGCACAGACUUCUGAGCCAGGUUGUGAGACCGCAGGAAUCCCGGUCACUGAGCCCCUCUCACGUUGCAGAAGACAGACAGAGUCGCUGGAAAGAAGAGGAGCGGAAAUCGGACAGAAAGGAAAGCUCCCGGCGUUAUGAAGAACCAGAGUUUAAGGAAAGGGUUUCUUCAGCAGAUAAGCAAAGGGAACAACCAGAUGCUACAGAAGGCUCCAGGUCCAGGGUCCAAGAAAACCUUGGACACCGUCCUUCUGAAGAAAGAGAUGCAUCUGAUAGACUGCAUGAUGACAGCAAGAAGAAGUCUAAAGUACAGAAAAAGGCAACAAAGAAAAAGAAAGAUGAUGAUAGUGGAGUGGAACGAUACACAAAUGAGUCAAUAGCUGAGGAAAACCAGGUCUUUUCACCCAAGAAAGGUCAAAAAAAGAAAAAUGUAGAGAAAAAGCGGAAGAGGUCCAAGGGUGACUCUGAAGUUUCUGAUGAAGAAGUUGUUCCACAUCAUAAAAAGAAAAAAGGUCCAAGAACACCUCCUGUAACGAAAGAAGAGUUGGUUGAAGCACCGCCUGAGAAAGCUGUGGCAGAAGUCCCCUCAAAAAGAGAAGACACAACAUUUAGUGACUGGUCAGAUGAAGAUGUUCCCGAGCGCGGUGACAUUGUUGUUCCAGAAAGGAACACGGAGGACUCCCAUAGAAAAAGUCAUAGGACAAGGGGCGAGAAGUUGGAAGCCCCUCACGUGACCAUAGAAGAUGGCCCACACCGCAAGCCCGUGGAUCAGAAGCGCAGCAGCAGUCUGGGCAGCAAUCGGAGCCACACCUCGAGCAGACUGCGAUCCCCUUCCAAUGAGUCUGCCCAUCGCAGUGGGGAUGACCAGGCUGCACGGAAAAGGAUCCUUCACAGCAGCUCUAGAGACAGGGAUAGGGACCGGGACAGAGAAAGAGAGAAGAAGAGCUUGGAAAUCACUGGGGAACGGAAGUCCCGAAUUGAUCAGUUGAAACGAGGGGAACCCAGUCGCAGCACAUCUUCAGAUCGUCAAGAUUCCAGAAGCCACAGUUCAAGAAGAAGUUCUCCCGAAUCGGAUCGUCAGGUCCAUUCCAGAUCUGGGUCCUUUGACAGCAGGGAAAGGCUUCAGGAGCGGGAUCGCCAUGAACAUGACCGGGAACGAGACAGAGACAGGAGAGAAGGAAGACAGAGAGAUUGGGACCGAGACGUUGACAAAGACUGGCCGAGGAGCAGGGAACGAGAGAGACUCAGGGAACGAGAGAGAGAGAGGGAGAAAAGGAGGGAGCUGGACAGAGAACGAGACAGGCAACUUCCUGAUACUGCGGAAAGAGAUAGAGACAGAACUCUUGACAUUGCCUCGCAAAAGGAAUCGGCAAAACACGGGGAAUCCAAGCUGGACCGAGAUCACGAAAAGGACUUUGACGGCGUUUGUCGGGAUGCUGCCACUUCAGAGAAGGAAAGAGCAGACAAAGAUUUAGGACCUUUGCAAGGGUUUGAAGAUGGAAACGAGGCUGAAAAAGUAGAGAGUUUAGAAGGAGGGGAAGAUGAAACAAAGAUUGAUGAUGUUCAGUCCCUGGGGUCAGGUGCUGGGGAGUACGAGCCCAUCAGUGAUGAUGAACUGGAUGAGAUUCUGGCAGGCGACGCUGAAAAGCGGGAAGAUCAACAGGAGGAUGAGAAGAUGCCUGAUCCUGUAGAUGUUAUAGAUGUGGAUUGGUCCAGUCUUAUGCCAAAGCAGCCAAAAGAACCAAGGGAGCCUGGGGCUGCACUCUUAAAAUUCACCCCAGGUGCUGUUAUGUUGAGAGUCGGCAUUUCCAAACGAUUGGCAGGACCAGAGCUCUUCACCAAAAUUAGAGAGACUUGCCAGAGGGUAUUAGAAAAACCUAAAGAUGCAGAAAACCUUUUUGAACAUGAACUGGGAGCCUUGAAUAUGGCAGCACUUAUACGAAGAGAAGAGAGAGCAGGUCUUCUGAGCAACCUGGGUCCUUGCUGCAAAGCACUGUGCUUUAGAAGGGAUUCUGCAAUUCGUAAACAGCUAAUGAAGAAUGAAAAGGGUGCAACGAAACAAACUUACACCAAUCCUGCAGCAAUGGACAGUGACUUGUUACGGUUGAGUCUACGGUUAUUCAAAAGAAAGACUGUGUGCCAAGUUUCUGGGCAAGAAAAGACAGAAGAAGGUAAAAUUCCCCAGCCAGCCAUCCAGCAAGAAGUGUGUGUAUCUUAGGCAUCCGGCUGCUGCAGCACUUUCUGGGUGAAUUCCCACUGCCAGUGUUGCUGUCGCUGUUUAGAACUGGAUGGUUGGAAAGCAACUGUAGAAGAUGGAGGAAAAAAAAAGCUGUUCUUACACAGAGUGUUUGGGGAUGUGAAUAAAAGUGGUAGAAAGUAAAGACUUCUGUUUGCAUUUCUCUGCAAGUUUUGUGAUAUUGAAUCUUACACUGUAACAUAGCCCUGUUUUAUGGUGCGUCAAGUGUAAUAAUGUGAAGAUGUCUGGUUUUAGCAGUUUAUAACACCACCUGAUAUUAAACUGAGGAAAACUG
Messenger RNA from Tinamus guttatus (white-throated tinamou), 5390 nucleotides. NCBI's taxonomy places the organism in Eukaryota, Metazoa, Chordata, Aves, Tinamiformes, Tinamidae. The record is from RefSeq and is a predicted model, not a curated record.